This is a messenger RNA of Morone saxatilis (striped sea-bass), 335 nucleotides long. RefSeq names its product NADH:ubiquinone oxidoreductase subunit B11 (gene ndufb11). NCBI's taxonomy places the organism in Eukaryota, Metazoa, Chordata, Actinopteri, Moronidae. The record is from RefSeq and is a predicted model, not a curated record.
AAUCCAGAUUACCAUGGCUUCUCCAGCGACCCUGUGGUGGAUGAGUGGAACAUGAGGGUGGGCUUCUUCUUUGGCAUCUCUGUGGCUCUUGUAAUUGGUGGAACAUUUAUCCACUAUUUACCCGACCAUGGCAUGAGGCAGUGGGCCAGAAGGGAGGCGGAGCGUUUGAUCGAGCAGAGAGAGAAAGAGGGUCUUCCUCUCAUAGAGGAGAACUACUUCGACCCAAACAAGAUAGUUCUGCCUACAGCUGGAGAGGCAUAGGAUGUCCAACAUCCACUCACUGUAUUUCAUGGUUAUUGUAUUUCACUAUAAUAGAAUAAAUGAUGUAAUUAUAA